This is a messenger RNA of Triticum aestivum (bread wheat), 2199 nucleotides long. Its product is annotated as CBS domain-containing protein CBSCBSPB3. The transcript is spliced from 14 exons. The record is from RefSeq and is a predicted model, not a curated record. NCBI's taxonomy places the organism in Eukaryota, Viridiplantae, Streptophyta, Magnoliopsida, Poales, Poaceae. Bases 6 to 1631 code for a protein of 541 amino acids. Gene Ontology annotation, molecular function: protein binding.
UGCCGAUGGCCGCGCCGCAGCCUCGCCGGCACCACGCCGCCUUCCUCCGCCGCAGGCCGCCCACCCCCACCCCCGCCCCUGCCGCUGCCAAUGGGAAGGCCGCCGCGGCCGCCUCCACCAGCUCCAAGCCUGCCCAGGCGCCACCCCCGUCGCUGGAGGAGAGGACGGUGAAGCAGCUCCGGCUGACCAAGGCGCUGACUCUCCCGGAGGCCACCGCGGUGUCGGAGGCGUGCCGGAGGAUGGCCGCCAGGCGCGCCGACGCCGCGCUGCUCACCGACGCGCAAGGGGUGCUCUCCGGCAUCGUCACGGCCGAGGACAUAUCGGGUCGAGUGAUCGCCGAGGGUCUGAGGCCCGAGGAAACGAGCAUGGCCAAGGUGAUGACGCCGACUCCGGUUUUUGUCAUGUCCAACUCAUCCGCCACCGAGGCACUGCAGAAGAUGGUCCAAGGCAAAUUUAGGCAUCUUCCUGUAGUGGAACAUGGUACAGUCACUGCCAUGUUGGACAUUACCAAGUUCCUCUGGGGUGCAAUUUCAAGAAUGGAGCAGGCAGCAGAACACGGCAGUGCUAUAGCAGCUGCCAUGGAAGGUGUUGAACGGCAGUGGGGAAAUGAAUUUGCAGGUCCACACGCAUUCAUAGAAAAUCUUCGAGACCAGAUGUUCAAGCCUUCCCUGUCAACUAUCAUAACUGAAAAUAGCAGUGUUCCAGUGGUAUCUCCUUUCGAUCUAGUAACUGUGGCGGCCAAAAAGAUGCGAGAAUACCGAGUUAACUCAGUGGUUGUCAUGACAGGGAACAUAUUGCAAGGGAUCCUCACCUCCAUGGAUUUGGUCUUGCGAGUAGUGGCACAAAGUCUGUCCCCAGAGGUGACCCUUGUAGAAAAGGUUAUGACUGCAAGACCUGGUUGUGCCACACUGGACACAUCAAUCCUCGAGGCUCUACAGUCAAUGCAAGAUGGCAAAUUUCGCCAUAUUCCUGUUGCAAACAAAAGAGGACAGAUUGUGGCCUGUUUGGAUGCUCUACAGUUAACCCACGCAAGCAUCUCCAUGGUCGAGGGAGCCUCCGGACGAAACGAUGUGGCAAAUGCUAUGGUUCAGAAGUUUUGGGAUUCAGCUCUUGCAGUGCAUCCAGCAGAGGAAUAUGACGAGCAUAGUGAAGAAUCUCGUACGGCAGCGUCAGACAGUGCUGAAGGGAAGCAUACACCCCCUCAUGUUGGCAACGCAUUCUCUUUCAAAAUUGAAGACAGGAAAGGACGGAUGCACAGAUUCAGUUGCGUUUCAGAGAGCUUGGAUGAGCUUGUUUCUGCUGUUGCAUACAGAUUGGGAACGGAAAACGAGAAGGCGACUGUAAAUCUUCUGUACGAUGAUGAUGAAGGUGACAGGGUUCUUCUGGCUACCGAUGGUGACCUCAUUGCGGCAAUUGAGCAUGCCAGAUCAGCCAGAUGGAAGGUUCUGAGGCUGCACAUGGAGGACGGGUCCGAGACCGAGACCUGGCCGGUGUCCGUUUCCUCGUUGCCUGUAGAUACUCCGAUGCCCCGGAGAGGCUGGCCACCGUCCCUCGGGCUGGGAAUUGUGGCCAGCGCGGCUGCGGUCACCGGCGUCCUGGUAACUGCCUACUUGAGACGCUCCGAGCUGUGACAGUCUGACUUGAAACAUACUCCAUUCAACAUUGUAAAAUGCACUUACACAGGACUGAGAGGCUCACAGAGACACAGGUCACGCGAGCAACAAGCCAACAACACACUGAGAGCUUUUGUUUUUCUUCCGGGGUUUGCAUUCGUUGUAACUGGGUUCAGAGAGUGUGUUUUUCUUCUUGGGCGUUCUACUUGUGAGUUGUGACAACAGAGGUGUAUAUUCAGCCGUUCAAAUAUAAGAACCUUACGAAGAGAAAGAGAUAAUGAUGCACCAGCAGUAGUCUACGUAUAUAUCUAGGCACGAGCCAUGCAUGUAAUGUAAACACACAGAUGGCUGAUUGGUUGCUCCUCAACGGUUCAUAUUUCUGACUCGCAAAUUGCUGCCUGAAAGAAGACUUGUCCUAGGGAGAUGAUGAACAUGCCUAGCUAAUCUUCCAAGCAAGCAAGCAAGAAGCAAAGUUUGGAUGUGGGUUAAUUAGUCUUGGGUACAGAGGUAGCCAGAUGGCAUGAAGCAGAGAGCUACUCCCUCCAUCUAGUGUUAAAAACGUUUUUAUAUUAUGAGACGGAAGGAG